Messenger RNA from Pelobates fuscus (common spadefoot toad), 3111 nucleotides. RefSeq names its product TRAF-type zinc finger domain containing 1 (gene TRAFD1). Bases 111 to 1826 code for a protein of 571 amino acids. Lineage: Eukaryota; Metazoa; Chordata; Amphibia; Anura; Pelobatidae. Gene Ontology annotation, biological process: negative regulation of innate immune response. The transcript has 12 exons. The record is from RefSeq and is a predicted model, not a curated record. Gene Ontology annotation, cellular component: mitochondrion.
UAGGCGCUCAGUAUGAGGAAGUGACCAGCACUUUGUAUGUGUCUCCUGUUUGUUUAUAGUCCAACUGGUUACCUGGCUCACAGUCUGCUACAGGACAUCCAUCCCCAGUGAUGAACAUGGCGUCAGCAUCUGAGCAGGAAACCAGAUUGUGUGGGAAUUGUAAACGUGAAAUUCCAUCAAGCAACUUCACCAUCCAUGAGAUCCAUUGCAGGAGGAAUAUCAGUGUGUGCAGACUAUGCAAGGAGCCAUUCCCCACGUCGGAAAUGGACGAGCACAUGGCUACUGAACAUGCCCCGGUUACAUGCAAAUGUAAAAAGACCAUGGAGAAAUGUGAUUUGGAGGAACACAAGCGGAAUGCCUGCCCAUUGCGCCUUCUUAAAUGCCAGUUCUGUGAUCUAGAACUUGCCUUUAAUAAACUUGGUGACCAUGAGGAUUACUGUGGAGCUCGUACAGAGUGCUGUGAGAAAUGUGGACACAGUGUAAUGACAAAGGACCUAAGCAACCACCCUCAGGUGUGUGGCAAGCAGGCUGAACCAAAGAGACCUGCUAAAUCACAAACCUAUGUGGAUUACAGGGACCUUGACAACGAUGGAGCAUGGUUUGAAAGAAGUGACCUUCAAAACCCAUUUAGAGACAAUGUGAAUUCUAGGGCACGAGGUACUGUGCCUAGUAGAUUUUACAGAAAUUCCUCUUUACCAGAGUUUAUGAAAACAAGGCUUGAUAAAAGAGGAGAGCAAAACAGAGUAAGUGAACGAACAAUUCUAUCAAGAUCUAUUACUGCAAAGAAACCAGGGGAAGCAAGGGCUGCUGUUCCCUCCAUACCCAUCAGAAAACAACCAGGAGUUGAUUCUUUUAAGUCCCUGAGUCUUCAGAACGAUGGUCUUUCCAGCCCUGAACCUGAUCCAGUUGCUAACUAUGACUUUUGGAAAGCGGUUUACUCUAAAAGCCCCCCCCAAAAUAAUGCUCCUCAAUGGCAGGACAGUCGCAACUUCCUCUCUAACAAUGAAACCAAGUGGUAUGAUCCUGGAGAUUAUGAAACUGAUGACAUUAAGCUGCCUUGUGAAUUCUGUGAAAAGCUGAUUCCGGAGCACAAGCUUAUCUUGCACCAGUCUGGUUGUAACUCGGCCGCAUUUGCUUCUUUCUGUGAAGGAAGAACCUCUCCUAAACCUCUGCAGACUUCUCAGCAGGAAAAAGAAACUGAUUGGCUGCCAGAGCCACCUGUCCAAAGCAAGCGUUCCAUCUCCCCAUCACUACCUCUAAAUAACUCACAAAGAGUCCUCAUUCCGUGUGAAUUCUGUGGAGUACCAAUGGAGCAGGAUAUUCUCUUUCAUCACCAGGAUCAAUGUGAUCUGUGUCCCACCUCCGAACACGUUUCGCCUUUUUCAUCAUCAUCCUCAUCAUUCCUCCCCAUUCAUAAGAACUCUGAUAGGGAGGAAGCUGGAGUCCUGGAGAAGCUGCCAUCGGGCCUGUCACUUAAAGGAGGUACAAUAUGCAGUCAUAGAAACAACCUUCAAAAGGAAAACCUCAAGCAACUUAAUUCUUUAAUAGAAAGUCGUCCAGAGGGGCGAAAGACAUUCCAGACAAACACAUCAAGAACACGGUUCUCUGGACAAGAAUCAAAUGUGACGGACACGAAAACUGAGGAGGAUGAUAUGAGAUUUGGCAGAAACCAUCACUUCGGUUACCCUGAUUCCGGGUUCUAUAGGAGUUUAUCAACCAGGAAUGACUUUGAAUUUUCAACAAAUGCAAAUGGACUCAACCCCAGAAACAAGCCAAAGGCAAAGAAACCAAACUCUGUGACUGGAGAUGUUGAAAAGGAGGAAUAACCACCAAUCUUAAACUGCAUUAAAGAUAUAUUGCUUCAUCUGGACUAUGGCUAUAUGUUUCAAUCAUUAGUCUUGCAUGUGUCCAUACUAUGCAACAUAUUGCUUUUUGAGUCUUUUAAAGGGUUAAAUAUUUAUAUUUCCAUUGGUAAAAAUAAGAACUGCCAUUUUUUUAAAUUUUUUUUUGGUAUAGUUGACCUUCAGAACUCUUUCACUGUAUAGUGUGCAACACUUUUUAUAUCCUAUUUUGUAAUUGUAUAUUUAAAAAAAAGCUUUAUAAUUUUUGGUGUAAUGGAUAGUAUAAAGCAGGCACUUUUCUUUCUGUUUUCUCAAUUCCUCUUUAAAAUAUUGGCAUUAAAUUGCACAGGACUACAUGUCCCUCAUGUGGUGGUCUGAUGUUCAUGACGUUUUGUGAAUAUAGCCUUGGCUGUUUUUAAUGCUUGCACGCGAAGUGUGGAAUUCUCGCCCCUCCUGUAGUUUUUACUUGAAGACUACUGGUGAAGAAUCAUUGGUACAGUAGUUCAACAACUUGUGAUUAGACUUACAAGGAGUUAUGCCCUAAACAAAGAAAUUACCUAUUUUGGCUUAACAUUCCUUUGUCGAUUCUCCAAAAUUCAGUUACUCUUCCGAACACUUGGAGUGGGUGAGCAAGAGGUGAAGACACUACUGGGCCUGUUACACAAACAAAAACAAACCACCAUGUGCAAGAAGUGAUCAAAAUCCUAUUGUGUGUCUUCUUUAUCUUAUGCUUGUUUACCUUUUGAAUUGUAUGAUUUUCCUUUUUUAACUUUUUUUUUUCAAACCAUGUGUUAAGCACACAAUGAAAUUACUCUCCUUGUCUUAAUACAGCUUGAGUGUAACUUAUUUUUUUUAUAGACCUAUUUUCCUCUUCCACUGUUCUUGGUGGAUCAUCAGUAUCUAGCCAUAUGGACAUGCUGUUAGGAAAGUAAUGGCCAGCAUUGUGAGAAUCGUACAGCUGUCAAGCAUGUUUCUUUUGAAGAACAAGUCUAUGAACUAGUUCAGUUUCUCAGAUUAAAAUCCAUGUUUCAUUCUGAAUUUGGACCUGCACUACUUUAAUCAUGAAUAUUGUGCUGAACAUAUCUGAUAUUUUUGAAAACACUGUAAACUACAUGAUUUCUCUAUUCUUGUAUAUGUAGAUUGUGAGAGGGGGAUUUAAUAGGUGUUGGUAAGAAAUUAAUACGGGCAGUGCUAGAUGUAGCACAUUUGUCACCCGAUAUAUAAUUUGUCAUAAAAUGUAUGUUCUUUAUUAAAGAAAAUAUUCUGUAAA